AUGACUAGCCUCACCCCUCGCCUCACCUCCCGCCUCACCUCCCGCGUCACCUCUCGCCUCACCUCCCGCCUCACCUCUCGCCUCACCUCUCGUCUCACCUCUCGCCUCUCCUCUCUCCUCACCUCUCGCCUCACCUCCCGCCUACCUCCUGCCUCACCCCUCGCCUCACCUCUCGCCUCACCUCCCGCCUACCUCCCGCCUCACCCCUCGCCUCACCUCUCGCCUCACCUCUCGCCUCACCUCUCGCCUCACCUCGCGCCUAACCUCGCGCCUCACCUCGCGCCUCACCAUGCGCCUCACCUCGCGCCUCACCUCUCGCCUCACCUCUCGCCUCACCUCGCGCCUCACCUCCCGCCUCACCCCUCGCCUCACCUCCCGCCUCACCUCUCGCCUCACCCCUCGCCUCACCUCCAGCCUCACCUCUCGCCUCACCUCUCGCCUCACCUCCCGCAUCACCUCUUGCAUCACCUCUCGCCUCACCUCUCGCCUCACCUCCCGCCUACCUCCCGCCUCACCCCUCGCCUCACCCCUCGCCUCACCUCUCGCCUCAUCUCGCGCCUCACCUCCCGCCUCACCCCUCGCCUCACCUCCCGCCUCACCUCCCGCGUCACCUCUCGCCUCACCUCCCGCCUCACCUCUCGCCUCACCUAUCGUCUCACCUCUCGCCUCACCUCUCGCCUCACCUCUCGCCUCACCUCGCGCCUCACCUCGCGCCUCACCUCGCGCCUCACCUCGCGCCUCACCUCGCGUCUCACCUCUCGCCUCACCUCGCGCCUAACCUCGCGCCUCACCUCGCGCCUCACCUCGCGCCUCACCUCUCGCCUCACCUCUCGCCUAACCUCUCGCCUCACCUCGCGCAUCACCUCCUGCCUCACCCCUCGCCUCACCUCCCGCCUCACCUCUCGCCUCACCCCUCGCCUCACCUCCCGCCUCACCUCUCGCCUCACCUCUCGCCUCACCUCCCGCCUACCUCCCGCCUCACCCCUCGCCUCACCCCUCGCCUCACCUCUCGCCUCAUCUCGCGCCUCACCUCCCGCCUCACCCCUCGCCUCACCUCCCGCCUCACCUACCGCGUCACCUCUCGCCUCACCUCCCGCCUCACCUCUCGCCUCACCUAUCGUCUCACCUCUCGCCUCACCUCUCGCCUCACCUCUCGCCUCACCUCGCGCCUCACCUCGCGCCUCUCCUCGCGCCUCACCACGCGCCUCACCUCGCGCCUCAGCUCUCGCCUCACCUAUCGUCUCACCUCUCGCCUCACCUCUCGCCUCACCUCUCGCCUCACCUCGCGCCUCACCUCGCGCCUCUCCUCGCGCCUCACCACGCGCCUCACCUCGCGCCUCAGCUCUCGCCUCACCUCUCGCCUCACCUUGCGCCUCACCUCCCGCCUCACCCCUCGCCUCACCUCCCGCCUCACCUCCCGCGUCACCUCUCGCCUCACCUCCCGCCUCACCUCUCGCCUCACCUCUCGUCUCACCUCUCGCCUCACCUCUCUCCUCACCUCUCGCCUCACCUCCCGCCUACCUCCUGCCUCACCCCUCGCCUCACCUCUCGCCUCACCUCCCGCCUACCUCCCGCCUCACCCCUCGCCUCACCUCUCGCCUCACCUCUCGCCUCACCUCUCGCCUCACCUCGCGCCUAACCUCGCGCCUCACCUCGCGCCUCACCAUGCGACUCACCUCGCGCCUCACCUCUCGCCUCACCUCUCGCCUCACCUCGCGCCUCACCUCCCGCCUCACCCCUCGCCUCACCUCCCGCCUCACCUCUCGCCUCACCCCUCGCCUCACCUCCAGCCUCACCUCUCGCCUCACCUCUCGCCUCACCUCCCGCCUCACCUCUUGCAUCACCUCUCGCCUCACCUCUCGCCUCACCUCCCGCCUACCUCCCGCCUCACCCCUCGCCUCACCCCUCGCCUCACCUCGCGCCUCACCUCGCGCCUCACCUCACGCCUCACCUCGCGCCUCACCUCGCGCCUCACCUCGCGCCUCACCUCGCGUCUCACCUCUCGCCUCACCUCGCGCCUCAGCUCGCGCCUCACCUCGCGCCUCACCUCUCGCCUCACCUCUCGCCUCACCUCGCGCCUCACCUCCCGCCUCACCCCUCGCCUCACCUCCCGCCUCACCUCCCGCGUCACGUCUCGCCUCACCUCCCGCCUCACCUCUCGCCUCACCUCUCGCCUCACCUCUCGCCUCACCUCUCGCCUCACCUCUCGCCUCACCUCCCGCCUACCUUCUGCCUCACCCCUCGCCUCACCUCUCGCCUCACCUCCCGCCUACCUCCCGCCUCACCUCUCGCCUCACCUCUCGCCUCACCUCUCGCCUCACCUCUCGCCUCACCUCGCGCCUCACCUCCCGCCUCACCCCUCGCCUCACCUCCCGCCUCACCUCUUGCCUCACCCCUCGCCUCACCUCCCGCCUCACCUCUCGCCUCACCUCUCGCCUCACCUAUCGCCUCACCUCUCGCAUCACCUCUCGCCUCACCUCUCGCCUCACCUCCCGCUUACCUCUCGCCUCACCCCUCGCCUCACCUCCUGCCUCACCUCUCGCCUCACCUCUCGCCUCACCUCCCGCCUCACCUCUCGCCUCACCUCCCGCCUACCACCUGCCUCACCCCUAUCCUCACCUCUCGCCUCACCUCCCGCCUACCUCCCGCCUCACCCCUCGCCUCACCUCUCGCCUCACCUCUCGCCUCACCUCCCGCCUCAACCCUCGCCUCACCUCCCGCCUCACCUCCCGUCUCACCCCUCGCCUCACCUCCCGCCUCACCUCCCGCGUCACCUCUCGCUGUCAGAAUGUUAUAGUGCUUACAUUUGUGUAG
Messenger RNA from Closterium sp. Naga37s-1, 2814 nucleotides. NCBI's taxonomy places the organism in Eukaryota, Viridiplantae, Streptophyta, Zygnematophyceae, Desmidiales, Closteriaceae. The record is from the annotation of a GenBank genome assembly.